CUCGGAGCUUCUACAUAGGGCGUAGGAAAAGCAAGCAUUCCCUGAACCGAUCCCAUUACUUAUUAGACCACCACGCGCUUCUUUCCAAAUAAACAUAAAUCGUUCACUGGCGUCAUCCAUCUUUAAUCACACCUCUUCUUUUUUCUCAACUCUGUCCUCUCAUUUCUAACCAUGGCACCCCCAUCCGCAACGAACACAGAGUCCAAUGGCUCUUCCAUAAAGCCAACGGCCGCCGCCCCUCACGAGCCGGGCCUGAGCGAGAAAAAGGUAAAAGACAAGAUCACCACCUCCCAUUGGCCACGCGCCCCCAAGUUCGACGACCCGUAUAAGGAGCGCGCAUACCUUAAAGGCCGCCUCGCCGCCGCGUUCCGGAUCUUCGGGAAAUAUGGCUUCGACGAGGGCGUUGCGGGACAUAUCACCAUGCGCGAUCCCGUCAACCCCGAAACCUUCUGGGUCAACCCCUUCGGCGUCGCCUUCAGCCUCAUCAAAGCCUCCGACCUGAUCCUCGUCAGCGAAGAGGGCGAGAUCCUCGAGGGCGGGCCGGUGCGGCUGCUCAACACGGCGGCGUAUAUGAUCCAUUCCGCGAUCCACAAGGCGCGGCCGGAUGUGAACGCUGCGGCGCAUAGCCAUAGUAUAUAUGGGCGGAGUUUCUGCUCGCUAGGGCGGAAGCUGGAUACUAUCACGCAAGACUCGUGCGCUUUUCAUAAUGACCACGUCCUCUACGACUCCUUCAACGGCAUCGUGCUCGUCGAAGAAGAGGGGAAGAACAUCGCCAAAGCGCUCGGGAACAACAAGGCCGCGCUGCUGCAGAACCACGGGCUGCUAACCGUGGGCGGCACUGUGGAAGAGACUGUGUUUUGGUUCGUGAGCAUGGAGAAAUGCUGCCAUGCGCAGCUGAUGGCGGAUGCGGCGGCAAAGGGGAGGGGAGGCGAGACGGUGAAGAUUCAUGAGGAGGAUGCGAAGUUCACGUACGAGGCGAUUGGGACGCCCAAGGCGGGCUAUUUCAGUGCGAAGCCGAUGUUUGAUGUGAUACAUAAGGAGACGGGUGGGGACUACCUGGAAUAGGGAUGUACUGCAAGAGAUGGUUAGAGCGAUAGUCGGAUAGCGGUAAUGCUAUGUCAGGUCUAAUAGAUGAGUUUCAUGGAUGCUGGCCUGGUUCUCGGAAGUUUCUCAGAACUGGGUGUCAAGAUAGUGACAGGACGCAGCUUUGCAUGCCAAGCCACCAAAAGAAAAUCCGCUCUUAAAUAUCAGCAGGCAGUUGAUGAAAACUUCCAGAGCGCUAAUGGAGCACAUAAAAACACCUUCAACAUGGAAUAGCUAUGCGAAAUAGAAGGUUCGAAAUCUUGAAAUGUCGGUAU
This is a messenger RNA of Mytilinidion resinicola, 1358 nucleotides long. RefSeq names its product arad-like aldolase/epimerase. Gene Ontology annotation, molecular function: actin filament binding. The coding region runs from base 172 to 1065 and encodes 297 amino acids. The transcript has 4 exons. The record is from RefSeq and is a predicted model, not a curated record. Lineage: Eukaryota; Fungi; Ascomycota; Dothideomycetes; Mytilinidiales; Mytilinidiaceae. Gene Ontology annotation, cellular component: cytoskeleton.